Molecule: messenger RNA, 3530 nt
Organism: Harmonia axyridis
Lineage: Eukaryota; Metazoa; Arthropoda; Insecta; Coleoptera; Coccinellidae
Product: protein yippee-like 2
Exons: 6
Coding region: 170-631 (153 amino acids)
Source: RefSeq, a predicted model, not a curated record
GACAAAAUCAAAUCAGUUAGUUCUAUACGCUUGCUGUCGAAGCAGCACCUGCGUUCAAUUCGGAGAGUGUCUCUGUUAUUUGAGUUAUUUCACAACAUUCUGUCCGAAAAGUGGAGUGAUUCGAACUGACGAGUCCGUGUGUAAAGACUUAACACACUCACAAACACGUAUGAUUUCUAAAGUUGUGUUGGGACUUGCAUCGUGUGGUAAUGUGUUUAAAGGCUGUGACAACUCCGCAUGGCAUGCCGUCGCAGCCGACAGCAGCAGCUCGAGCAGUCAGGUCACCAUGGUGAAGACGUUUCAGGCCUACUUACCACAAUGCCAUCGCACAUAUUCAUGCAUCCACUGCCGGGCCCAUCUAGCCAAUCACGACGAGCUCAUUUCGAAGUCAUUCCAAGGCAGCCAAGGACGGGCGUAUUUGUUCAACUCGGUGGUAAACGUUGGAUGUGGUCCGGCAGAAGAAAGAGUGCUUUUGACAGGUCUACAUGCCGUGGCUGAUAUCUACUGCGAAUGCUGCAAAACGAUACUCGGCUGGAAAUACGAGCACGCCUUCGAAUCCAGCCAAAAAUACAAGGAGGGUAAAUUCAUCAUCGAACUAGCUCAUAUGAUCAAGGAAAAUGGAUGGGACUGACCAUUCUACGUAUGUUCUGACGCAGGCAGAAGCACUGCCAUCUUGCAUUAUGUUACCGAAGAAGACGUUAAUGAUAGGCUAUUCCUCACAUGCAUAUAAGGGUCUAGUGUACAACACAAACUUCUGUUUUCUCGAUUGGACCUAAGCAAGAUCGCAGUGCGCAGGGUGUUGACAGUGGACAUUAGUGAUGACAUGUGUAGACCCUGAAUUUAUUGAGUUAUUUUCGUUUCGAUUUUUUUCUUCGAAGGUAGUUGAAGUGUUUGGACAUUGUACCAUUGUUAUAAGUAGAGAAUAAGUCUUGUAAAUGUGUCGAUUGAUUGGGGUAUAGUUUCUAGCGUGCCUAACUGACUGAAAAUGAAUCUCACUGCAGGAAAAAAAACACUAAAAAUUAGUACCAACAUUGCGAAAACAUUUAGAGAAAGAGAUGCGGAAUUGUCGUUAAAAAAAAUGACGUUCAGAUGUCAAAACUUUCAAAAAUGUGCUCAAUUAUAUUAUACACGCAUCCAUAUCAUAUUUUAUUGAUAAAAUGAUAUAUUAAUGUGAAUGUUAAAACGAUUAUGAGAAUAUUUUUAAUAUUCCUGAUGCAUGUCACUAGCAGUGUUGUUAGUAGAAUAUCGCAUGAAGCUUUUAAAAAAAAAGGUUCUGCCAUUUUUCAGACAUCUGAGUUGAAAAAAUUGAAUAAUCAAGAAUUUAAAUAUUUUUGGGUUUCUAUUUAUUGUUCAUAUUAUCGACAUUUUUUCAAUACCACAGUCGUUAUAUGUGCUGCACCAAUUCCUUUUUUGCUUGAUUUUUCUUGACCAGCGUGAUAAAUAUGAUUCUGCGGUUCAGAAGGUUUGUUUUUAGAGUCAGCUGGAUUCGCUAUUAUAGGACCAAAAUGAUUAUCCCAAAAAUUUCUCGGGUGAAGAAUAAAUAUCGUCAAUUCUGAGAGGUACAGACGUCUUGAUGUUUAGUGCUUUCUUUCGAUUAGACGCUCGGCUUCCCAAAAAUAGCUCCUUGUCAAUUUUCUCCAAUGUUGAAUCGAUAUUAAAAUUGUAAAUGAAAGAGGAAUUUUAAAAAAAAUUUCAUUUGAAGAAUUCAACAGAACAAAAAUUGUAAAAUCAAAAUCUUUAGAUGAUAAAUUUUAUAUUCAUUUGAACCAUUGAAAUUAAAAAAAGCGGGUACUUUAGACAAUCAAAUAUAAUCAACUCUAUUUUAAGUACACAUUGACAAAAAUUGAAUAAAGUAUUAUUCGAAAAAUGACAUAAAAUUUCAAUAUUUCGUUCUCAUUUUCUAACAUUCGGUGAUGAUAUUGGAUCAAAUUUGGCAAAUACCUCCUCAACCUAAUCUUGGAUAAUCUCGACCCUUGCAAAAGCAUACUGUGGUAGAUAAACUGUGUCUGUGGUAAAGAAUCUGUGGUAAAUGAUUGAAUGCGGUGCAAGAAGAAUGCACUGUGCACUGCUAUAUUGUUCAUAUUUGUAAUAAUUAUUAUUAUACAUGUAGAAUUUUCAUAAUCGUUGGUGGUCUGCAUUUUUAUAACCUCUUUCUCUUGGAAGGAUCACUCAAAUUAGAUGGAAUUAUGUAUAUUUAGAUUCUCUUAUUAUGUAUAACAUAGUUCAUGAAUCAAACAGAAAAUUAUCAACAAAAAUUCAAUACAGUAUUGGCAAAGAUACGUCUUGAUAGGGCAGAUGACCAAUGUGAGGGACAGAGAUGAAAUCCCAACAAAGAAAGUAGGUCAUUUGAGCAAUUCUCCUUUUCUAACAUCGCUUUGAGAGUAGGGAAUACAUGUAGGCCUGUUCGAAAUGCUUCGGUGAAGUUUACCUUAAUUCUGAUUUGAAGAGAAAGGGAGAGAUCAUCUUCUUCUAAUUGAACUGCAUGAGUUUCAUCAAUUCUUUGGGUAUUUCUUUCUCACAUGUAGAUAUUAGGUACAAUACCAAGAUAUCAAUUUGCCAGCACUGUAUAUAAUAUUUCAAGAUUUGACACUGAUGAGAAUAAGUUAUUAGCAAAGAACACGAAUAAAAUAAAACCUACAAACAAUAAUGAAACAAUAAAUGAAAAAUAUUUACAAGAACACAGAUCACAAAAUAAGUGUUGACAUCAAUUGCCAAUUUCUUAAUACUUAGAUAAAAAUCAUCACAUUAUUGGAAUCAUGAAAUAUUUUAUACAUAAAUAAUCGGUGUAUAACAUAUUUAAUUACAACUGCAUACAGUUUAUACUGUAUUAAGCCUUUGAUAUAAGAAUGAAUAAUCGAUUUUUUACCUACAUAACAGGAAUUGUGACAAAAACAAAAUUCAAUUAUUUGUUAUUCCUAACUUUGAAUAUUUGAUAUGUUUAGCUGGGAUAUUGUGUAAGGAACAGACCUCAAAUUUUCAGUUUAUAUUUAUCGAAAUUAUUUUUUAAGGAUAAAAGUAGUGUUAAACAUUUUCGAUGUUGAUCAAUGUUAAAGCUACUUCAAAUAGUGGGAUCACAUAAAUAUUUGAGUGGACGAUGGGAGAAGAAACUGGAAACAGUGUUUAGUGUUGUUGGUCUUAGAUGGUGCUUUUAACUAUAAAUGAUUAUCUAAAUCUACAUAUUUGCAAAUGUAUUCGGUUAAGAAUGAAUAGAGGGAUCAGUGAAGUAUCAUUAACUUCAUCGCAUUGUUAUUUUCGUGUAGCUUAUUUUGAAUGACAGAUUAUAUUAAUCUGAGUCAAAAAUUUUUAGGAGCAAAUAUGAUAAGAGAAUACCAUAAUGCGAUGAAGUUAACUGAAGUGUGUUUUUUAAAUAAUGUUUGUGAUAGUUAUGUGAUAUAAUUUUUUUUCUUGAGUGGCAACAUUUACGGAGCUUUCAACCCACGCUGGACUUUGGAUGGUUGAGUACCAGGAAAAAUUUAUGUUUGAUAGUUCAUUGACUCGAAUGCUUUCAGAUUGAAACACCAAAAAAUUGA